AUGGCCACGCUCCAGCUCCCCGGCACGAGCCGGCGCUUCGCCGGCCAGAACAAGGUCCACCGCCAGUGGAGUGAGGGCGUCCAGCGGGUGACCUUCACCCGCUGGGUGAACUUCCGCAUUUCCGCGGCGCCGGCCGCCACCGCGCCGGCCGCCGACGGGGCGGAUGACGAUGUCUCCCCCGAGCUGGCCCCCUUUGAUGACAUUGUCGUCGCGCUGCAGGAUGGUACCACCCUCCUCCGGAUCAUGGAGCCGAUCAUGGGCGAGCCGAUGCCGCGCCCGGACAAGGGUCAUAUGCGCUUCAUCCACACGGGCAACGUGGAGAAGGGCAUCCACUUCCUGACGACCAAGGGCAAGUGCGAGGGCAUCACGCCGGAUGACAUUGUCAAUGGCAAUGCCUCGGUCACCAUGGACCUCGUGUGGAACAUCGUCCUCCGGUCCACGGUGGACGGGAUCACCUUCGGUGAUCACACCGGCAAGGAGGCCCUCCUUUCGUGGGUCCGGGACAAGGUGUCGGCCUUCGGCCUGUCAGGCCUCGUGGAGAACUUCUUCAAGAGCUUCAAUGACGGGCACCUGCUCGCGGCCCUUCUGGACACCUAUCGCCCGGAUCUCAUCAGCUACGAGUCCAGCAAGUCCAUGACUUCGAUCAUGGCCACGCUCCAGCUCCCCGGCACGAGCCGGCGCUUCGCCGGCCAGAACAAGGUCCACCGCCAGUGGAGUGAGGGCGUCCAGCGGGUGACCUUCACCCGCUGGGUGAACUUCCGCAUUUCCGCGGCGCCGGCCGCCACCGCGCCGGCCGCCGACGGGGCGGAUGACGAUGUCUCCCCCGAGCUGGCCCCCUUUGAUGACAUUGUCGUCGCGCUGCAGGCCGACCUCCUGGAACGCGUGUUCACCAUCGCCGAGGGCCUCGGCGUGCCGCGACUCCUGGACGUCAAGGACGUGGCGGACUUGGAGAAGUCCGACGAGCGGUCGCUGGUGACCUACCUGUCGGAGCUGUUCUUGGCUCUGACGAACACGGCGGCGGCCGCCACGCAGGCGGCCCUGGCCCUGGUGGCCGGGCAGGUGCAAGCGGCCCUGGCGGCCGCGGCCGAUGCCCAGGCCCAGGCCGACGCGCUGAUCCUGUCGGCCGGGGAAUUUGUCCAAGCGGUCGAGACCGCCCGGACCACCCGGUAUGCGGACGAAUCGCUGGCCGAGGAUCUGGCAGCCGUCGGGGCCACGGCCCUCGGGUCGGCCGCCAUCGGGGCCAUUCUCCAGCGGGAGGCCGCCUGCUUCGAGGGCCUGCGUGCGCACUACGCGCGUCUGGUGGCCGGGCAUCUGGUGCUUCGGUCGCGGAUGCAGGUCCUGGGCCAGGACGAUGACGGCGCCGCCGGGCAGGCGGCCAUGGCCAGCACGCCGGCCGGCCAGGAGCGCCUGUCGCUGUCGAGCCUGAGCCGGCUGUGGAACUGGCUGGAGCUGUCGUACUGCCGGCGCACCGGGCGCCUGAUGCAGCUGGCCCGGCUGCUGCUGCUGCAGGAGGCCGAUUGCGCCUCGCUGUCGGAGCACCACCACCGGGUGGCCGACUGGGCCGAUGCCAUGGAGGCGCGGCUGCUGGAUGCCCCGAUCGCCGGGGUGGCCCUGCGCGCGGUGGCCGAAUCGGCCGCCUACGACGCCCUGAUGGUGGACUACCUGGACCAGGCCACGGUGACGGUGGCCCGGUCGGCGCACAUCCAGGCCUUGGGCUUCGGGCUGGACCUGCCGGAGCCCCUGCGUCCGGGGUUCCUGCGUGAUCGGGCCGAUUCGCUGGCCCUGCGGUGGACUCGGCUGGAGGCGCGCAUUGCGUCGGCCGCCUCGGAGGCGGCUCUCUUCGGGCAAUUGGCCGCCCUGCGCGGGCAGCUGGACAGCACGGCCCAGUCGCUGGAGCAGGCCCUGGCCCAGGUGGAUCAUGUGGCCUCCUCGACCUCGGGGCUGCUGCAGCCAUCGGCCGGGGCGCCGAUCGUCCCGCAGGCGGACAUCCUCUGGAGCCAGGGGCUGACCCUGCCGCAUCAAUUGGCCCGGUCGUAUUGCGAGCUGUCGCUGGCCCGGCUGCUGGCCUCCAAGCGGGUGUCCUACCUGUCGGAGCUGGUGGGCCGGUAUCAGGAUUUGUAUGCCACCUCCUCGGCCGGGGGCAGCGGGUCGGUGCCGCUGUCGCCCGGGGGGGCGGCCGCCGCCAUGUCCCUGGCCAGUGGGGCCCUGCUGCUGGGUCCCGGGGCCGGGGUGGGCGACUUGCCGUCGUCCGACAUGCAGGCCCUGCCGGUGACCGAGGCCUCGCGCAAGCGCCUGCACGCGGAGCUGACCGAGCUGGACACCCGGCUGCAGGAUUUGCUGGAGCACCAUGCGCAGUUUGCCGACCGGCUGGCCGGGCUGCCGAGCCUCGGGCCGGCCAUCUGCUUCCAGCUGUACCAGGACCAGUUGCUGAUUGAGCACCAGUGGCUCGGGGCCAUUGGGGACCUGUUGCCGCUCUUCCGUUGGAGCCAGCCGGAUUUGCGUCUGGUGACCGGCCUGGGGGCGGCGGCGGCGGCGGAGCAGCAGCAGCAGCAGCCCGGGCCGGCUUGGCGGCUGCUCUACUCGGCGGCCGAGUCCCUGACGGAGCCCGGCUCGCGGUCCUUCUACAUCGGCGAGGCCGAGGUCCGGGCGGUGCCGGGGCUGCUGCCGUCGCCGGCCGCGGCCGGGGAUGACCUGGUCGAGGCGGCGGUCGAUCCGGAGGUGGUGCUGAUCCAGCUCCGGCGCCUGCAGACGCUGCUGCGCCUGCGGCAGACCCAUUCCGAGCAGCUGGCCGCCGUGCCGGUGGACAUCUUCGCCGGGCCGGAGGCCGAGGAGCUGCAUGUGGCCAUGCAGCGGGACUAUUCGGCCCUGGCCGAGCGCGGCCAGCGUCUGCUGGACAAGCUGGCCCACCUGACCGAGGAGGCGGAGCGUGCGUCCUUGGUGAGCAGCUUUGCCGGGCAGCUGCUGGCCUUCGGGGCCGAGUCGCGGCACCUGUGCACCCUGCUCGGGCGCUUCGGGGCGGUGUGCUCGGCCACCGGGGCGCUGGCGGUGCCGGCCGACAUGGCCGAGCGCCUGGCCGGGGAGACCGGCCAGGGUGCCCUGGCCACCGCGCUGCCCGGGCUGGAGCGGUCGCUGGCGCGGCUGUUCCACCAGGUGGCGGCCCUGCACCGGCGCCUGGACAUGGAGCAGUCGACCGCCCCGGGCGGGGGGUCCCUCCUGUCGGAGGCCACGCUCGGGGAGCUGCGCCGCGCGGCGGCCGCGUGCCAGGCCGCGGCGGCCGGCCAUGCGGCCUCGGUGCUGCAGCUGCACUGGACGGCCACCGGGCCCGGGGCCGGGGCGGCGCUGGAGCGCGCGCUGGCGGCCCUGGCCCGGCUGGCGGCCCUGAAGCAGCCCUCCGAGGAGACGGUCUUGGAGGCGGUGCGCGGGCUCGGGCUGGCGGCCGCCGGGUCGGUGCCGGUGCCGGCCCCGCUGGAUCCGGACGCCGGGGCGGCCCUGGGGCUGGUCCUCGGGGAUGUGGACCAUUUGCUGGCGCUGGCCGGGGCGCUGGCGGUCAAGUGCAAGCUGGUCACCGGGUCCGAGGACCGGGUGGCGGUGUCGCCGGCGGCGGCCGGGGCCCUGGCCAGCGUGGAGGCCUUCCUGCAGAAGGCCAGCCAAAUGGAAGAGGUGGCCCGUUCGCCGACGGUGCAGGCCGCGCUGGCCAUCUGCCUGAAGCGCCUGGCCCCGGGGCCGAGCCCGGGGCUGUUGGCUUCGGCCGGGGCGGCCGGUGCCCUGGGCGAUGGUGCGCCGGCGGCCGGCACGUCGGGCAUCGACUCGGCGGCCGUCACGCCGACCGCCCAGGUGGGGGAUAUGGCGGCGCCGGACCAAUCGCCCGAGUCCCUGGGCGCGGUGCCGAUCUGCCUGUCCCCCGGCCCGGGGGCGGCCGAUGACUUCACCCUGGUCGGGGUGGCCGGUGCCGGGGAGGAUGUCACCGAGGCCAUGCACGGGUAUGUCGGUCAGCUGCAGGAUUUCCUGAUGGAGCUGAUCGGGGCCCCGGUGUCGGCCCUGUGGCUGACGACCUCGGUGCUGGUGGGCCCGGCGGCGGUGGCGGCGCAGCUGCUCCAGCUGCCGGUGGCGGCGGCGGCGGCCACGGCCACCGGCGACGAUGGGCAGCAUGUGUCCUCGCUGUCGGGGGACCUGCUGCCGGCCGAGGAGGAUGCGUCGUCGUCCGGCUCGCCGGCCGGCGGCCCGGUGCUGUUGAGCCUGGCGUCGGUGGCGCCGUUGGCCAUCGCCGCGUCGACGGCCGACGUGCGGCUGCACCGGCUCAACCGGCUGUAUGGGCUGCUGCAAAUGACGCAGCAGCUGUGCGUGCCGUUCCCCGGGCCGAGUGGCGAUCUGGGGGACACGCAUGUGCUGGCGCUGCUGGCGUCGAGCAUGGGCCCGAAUGCGACGCCCCCGCCGCCGGGGGCCACGGCCGGGGUCAUUGUCCCGGCGCAGCAGGUGGUCUUCGAGCUGCUGGCAUCCAACAUCCUGGGCCAUGUGUCCAAUGAGUUGGUGUCGGCGGUGUCGGCUUGCCUGCAUGCGGAGGAGACCCUGAUCGAUGGGGCCCAUGGGCGGCUGAAUGCCCUGGAGGGCGACCUGUUCGAGGUGGACGCCAUCCUGUCGUACCCGCUGGAGCUGUCGGGCCCGGGCGACGGGGCGACGGCCGCCCCGGCCGAGGAGCGCCUGGUCACCCUGGCGGGGGAUUUGCGCGCGCUCCAGACCCGGAGCUGGGCCCUGGAGUGCGAGCUGUUGGCGCACACGCGCACGCGCAUCCGCGGGCUGGUGGGCUUCGGCCUGCAAAUGAAGCAGGCCCUGCAGUCGUACGGCGACCAGGUGGAGCGGGUGGCCCCGCUGGCCGGGGCGUCGAUCUUCCUGCUGGCGCGGGAUGCCAGCGGCGGCGUGGCUGUCGGCGCACCGGCCGGGGCCGGGGCCGGGGCCGGGGCCGGGGCCGGGUCACUGGGCUCGCUGGCCCCGGGGCCGGCCGGGGCGUCCGGCCGCAAGGGGUCGCUGCCCGGGUCGCUGCCCGGGUCGGCGGCCGGGUCGCAGGUGCUCUUCCCGGCGGCCGAUGCCGGGGAGGCCGGCGAGGCGAGCCCGGCCCUGGCCGGGGGCCCUCUCGAUGCCGUGGGCGGGUCCACCGCCAGCGGGCUGGUCAUCGCCCCGGCGCCGAUGAUCACCUCCCUGACGGAUGUGCUGUGCGCGCGGCGGGCGGCCGCGGCCGCGGGCGCGGCCGCCGGCGGGACCAAUGCCCAGCAGAUCAACAAUUUGCGGUUCACGGCCACGCGGUUCUGCGCCCUGCGCCAGGGGAGCAGCACGCUGACCGUGCGCCUGCUGCAUGUCCUGCGGCUGAUGGAGGACAUGCACCGGAAGGCGGCCCUCGUGUUCAGCCAUGUGCUGGAGGCGCGGUGGCUGGCGGAGUCCUGCCACAGCGUGUCGGCGGUGCUGGACGAGUCGCUGCCCGGGUCCUUCCCCUCGGCGCUGGGGUUCCCGCGGGGCAGUGACCUGUCCGGGCGCGGGUGCCUGACCCGGCUGUGGGUGCCGCUGUCGAGCCUGUUUGUGGAGUCCCCCUCGCCGGGGGAUCUGCUGGGGCCCCUGCGGGACUUUGCCACCGGGGUGCUGGCGCCGGAUACGAGCCUGCGCCAGCGGGCCCUCCUGUCGGAGGCCCAUGCCACGGACAUGGCCGUGCAUGCGCAGUAUUUGGCCAUGCUGGCCGGGCAGUCGGCCAACUUGGAGUCGGCCGGCGACCGUGCCGGGCUGGUGGGCGGCAGUGGGUCCGAGUCGUCGGGGCUGCUGCUGUCGCCGGGCAGCAGCGCGGCCGGUGCCGGGCCGGUGGCCAGUUCGACCGGGUUGCUGGCGGCCGGUGCCGGGCCGGCGCCCCCAUCGCCCGGGCCCCAGGCGGCCGGGUCGGCCGGGGCGCUGGCCUCGCCGCCGACCACCCCCCGGCAGGAGCGCCAUGCUGGUGUGGCCGCGGCCACGGCCACGGCCAUCCCCAGCGUGUCGUCGCCAUUGGCGGCCCAUUCGCCGGUGACGGCGCCGGUGGCCGGGGCCGGGCUGGGCGACUCGCCGGCCGGGUCCAGCCCCGGGGCCGGGGCCGGGUUGGCCAUGUCCUCCUCCGGGUCGGGCUCCUCGUUGCCGGGCAUGGCCGGGCCCGGGGCCGCCAUGUCGCUGUCCCUGGCCCCGAGCCAGGAGCAGGCGCUGGUGAAUUUCGUGACCUCGCUGCCGGGCAUGACCCGGCGGCUGGGGACCAUGCAGGCCGAGUGUGCCGGGCUGGUGGCGGCCUUGCGGUCGAAUGUCAGCGGCCCGCCGCUGGCGGUGCAGCUGGGCAGCGACCGGCGCGCGGUGCUGGUGUCGCUGCAUGACCGGCUGAGCCGGACCCUGUCGCGGGCCGGGUCGGCCCUGGCCCUGGGCGAGACGCUGCCGCGGUUGUCGUCCCUCGCGGCCGGGGGGCGUGCCCUGGCGGCCGAGUCGCCGCUGCUGCACAGCCUCGAUGAGCAGCAGCUGCUGGACGCGCUGCUGGAGCUGGACUCCGUGGCGCAGGACUUCUUCGCGGCGUGGGCCAUCUUCCGGGAUGUGCUGCCGGCGUCGUUGCCGGCCUCGUGCCGGCUCUUUGCGCCGGUCACCAGCGCCGAGGAGGGCCCGGAGGGGGACCCGGCCGGGCUGGUGGCCGCCCUGCCGGAGCCGCUGCACCGGGCGCUGGACAACCUGGCCGUGCCGCUGGACGCCGGGCAGUCAUUGGUCCUGACUGUCGGGGAGCUGGAUGCGGCGCUCGGGUUCCUGGCCGACCGGUGGGUGGCCGUGGGCCGGGGCAUUGCCGCUGCGCGGAGCCAGCUGUGGCAGCGCCUGGGCCAUGCCUUUGAGGUGCGGUCCUCGACGCUGGUCCUGGCGCGGACGUACUGCGAGUUGGAUUUGCUGCUGGCCACGCUGGAGCCCUUCUACCAGCCGAGCGGUGGCGAUGGGGGCGACGGGCACCCGGAGGACGGGCCGGCCGGCGGCACGGUGCCGAUCCUCCGGUCGCCGGCCCCGCCGCUGGCCGGCCCCGGGGGCUACUCCUCCUCGGUGCUGUACAACACGUCCCUGGCGUGCGGGUCCUUUGACAGCCUUUCCUCGCCGGGGGCGCUGACCGGCAGCGGGUCGCACGAUUCGCUGGCGGUGCCGGGCGGCUCGGGGGCCCCCUCCGGUGCCGGGGGGAGUGUCUCGGGCCCGGCCGGCCUUUCGGCCCCGGACCAGGGGGCCGUCGCCGGUGGCGGUGGCGAUGUCUUCGGCCUGGCCGAGGCGCCGGCCCUGGCGCGCAUGAUCCCGCUGCCGGUGCUGCAGCAGGCCCUCCUGCUGGGGGAUGGGGACUUGACCGUGGCCGGGCCGCUGUGCCCGAUCAGCGCGGUGUCCGGCCGGUCGCUGGUGGCCCUGCUCCGGCACUUGCUGGAUCAGCAGAAUCACCUGGAGCGACUGCUGGCGGUGCCGGAGCUGGCGCCGGCGCUGGCGCGUGGGCUCGAUGUGCCCGGGCUGCUGGCGAAGUUUGUGCCGGUCGACACGGUGGCCAUCGGGGCGCGCAUUGCGGCGUACCUGGGCUUUGUGGAGGACCAUGCGGAUGUGUCGGAGUCGUGGGCCGGGCGCGCGGCCGACCUGGCGGCCCUGCUUCGUUUGGUGGAUGCCGGCGACGUGCCGGAGGAGGCUGACGACCCGGCCGGCGGCGAUGUCGAGGCCGAUGCCGCCGGCGCGGCCGGGGGUGCUCCCCCGGCCGAGGCCGAUGUGGCCGAUGUGCCCGGUGAUACUCCCGGUACUCCCGGUGAGGCCGAUGUGGCCGAUGUGCCCGGGGAGGCGGUGGCCGACGCGGGCGACGUGGCGCCGGAGGCCGUUAUCGCGGCCGAGCCGGACACCGCUCCGGCGGAGGCCGGGGCCGAUGAGGCGGCCCAGCCGCCAGCCACCGGGGCCAAGUCCCCGAGUGACGGGCCCGCGGCGUCGCCUGCGGCCUCUUCCUCGUCCACCGCCGGGCGCAGCCCCCUGGAGCGGGCCUUCCUCACGCAGUGGGACAGCUUGCAGGCCGGGCUGGCCGGGCUGGAGGCGCUGGUCCUGCGGGGCCCGGCCGGCCCGGGGGCCCUGACGCAGGGCUGGCUCGACCAGGCGUCCGGUCAGCUGGCCGCCUGCCAUGCGGACCUGUCGCGCAUCAUUUUCAUCAUCUCGGCGGACAUCCCGGUGGCCUCGUCCGGGGCGUCGUCCGGGUCCGGGGGCGGGUCCUUGCGGGCGCACCAGCGGUCCACCUCGUCGACCAGCAUCGCCAAGGACAUUCCGCUGCUGUCGGCACCGCCGGCGGCGCGGCCGCUGCUCGGCCGCGGGGUGGCCCCCCUGACGCGGCUGCCCUUCCUCGGGGCGCCGGACCGGGGCCUGCUGCGGUCCUUCAUGCUGGCGCAUGAGCCGCGGCUGCUGCUGAAGCUGUGGGCCGCCAGCGAGGCGCUCUUCGCGCUGAAUUGGAUCCUGCGGUCGGUGGCCGACGGGCUGAAUGCCCUGGCCCGGGCCGGGGGGGCGUGUCGUGCGCGCACCGUUGCCCAGGUGGCCCCGGUGGUGGGCGGCCGCGAGGCGGCGGCCACCGAGGCCGCCCCCCCCUCGCCGGUGGUGGUGACCGCCACGGCCGAGGUGGAGGAGGAUGCCCAGUCGGCGGCGGCGGCGGCGGCGGCGGCGGUGCUGUCGGCGGCGGCCCUGCCGGAUGGGCUGCUGGCGCGCGCCAGCCCCGAGUGGGUGGCGGCCUUCAAUCGGUUCUCCUGCGACGAGGCGGAAGUCGGGUAUGCGGACUUGCGUGUGCUGCUGGACGAGCUGGACAUCAGCCCGGAGGCCUUCCUGGACGAUGCGGCGCAUGUGGCCGUGGAUGCCGGGGCCGAUGCCUUUGGGUUGUUGCUGCGCGCGUUGGACCCCAACCGCACGGGCAUCAUCUCGCGGGAUACCUUCCUGAAGUUUGUGGCCGCCACGCGGUCGCAGCCGGCGGUGGUGAUCCCGGUGCCGGCGGACUUCCAUGCCGGGGCCGGCAGCGGCAGCACCAGCGCCAUGCACCUGCCCUCGCCGACGUCGGGGCUGGGCGGCAGCGCGGCCGGGGUGUCGGUGUUCGCGGCCUGCGGGCCGGGGCAGGCGGAUGACUUCCUGGCGCCGUUGGCGGCCGGGUCGCUGGCCGGGGCCGGGCAGCCAGCCGGGCCGGCGGUCGGCCUGGCCCGGCGCCGUGGUCAUUUGGAUGUGCUGCUGCUGCUGCUGGUCCGGCCGGGGCUGCUGGCGCGAACGGGCGUCUCGAGCCUGGAGGACCUGCGGCGGCUGGUGGCCGAGCAUGACACGGCGGCGGCCCUGGCGGCCGAGCAUGGCGAUGAGGCCGGCGGCGCGGGGGCGGCGGCCCUGCCGACGGCGGUCCCGCUGUCGACCGUGGAGUCGAUCUUGCGCGAGGAUCCGAUCGCGCGGCAGGUUUGCCGGACCCUGGCGGCCGGGGGCUCGAGCCUGACCUUUGCCCAGGUCGGGGACUUUGUCUUCGGGGCCGGGGCGCGGUGCACGGCGAGCGCGGAGAAGCGCGCGCUGGGCGACCUGCCGGCGGCCACCGGCCGGGCCGAUGCCCCGCCGGAGGUGUGGCUGGCGCGGGGGAGUCUCCUGCGCGUGGCCGGGCUGCCGCUGUUGGGCAUGCUCCCGCCGCGGGAGGCGGCCCACGCCGACGGGACCACCACCAUCCGGGUGAAUGCCGGCCAGGCGGGCGGGCACCAGCGCACUCGGUCGGCCGGCGGGCCGCUGGCCGCGUCGUGGCCGACGGCCGCCGUGGCGGACAUCCACCUGCUGGGGCUGGCCCUGGGCCAUGAGAAUGGACUGCUGGCGCUGGAGCAGGUGCUGGCCAGCAAGGCCCUCCUGCGGCAGCGCAUUGUCCAAGCGUCGCUGCAUGGGCUGGGCUUCGAGCUGGCGCAUCUGGCCCUGCCGGAGCAGCUGGCCGAGGACCCGGGGUCCGGCAUGGAGUUGAUGCUGGAGCUGCUGGCCUCCACGACCGAGGACCAGCCGCUGAUCAGCCCGCACUCGUUGCCGGACUUGUCCCUGCUGCAGGAGGCCCUGGGCAGUGUGAAGAGCCCGCAUUCGGCGGCCGACCGGGCCGAGCUGCAGUACCUGCUGGUGGACACCAACCUGGACCAGAGCUACUUCCUGCGCAUGCUGGGCCUGGCGGUGGCCUACUUCCGGGACCGGUACACGCUGUCGGUGGCCACCUUUGCCGAGCGGUCGCAGGCGGCGGUGGCCGCGUGUGUCGGCAGCGACCUCCACCUGCCGGGGUAUUUGCACGCCUUCUACCUGGCGUGGGAUGCCCUGAGCGAGUGCACCGGGCUGCUGGAUGCGCUGCUGCCGCAAAUCGACCGGGCCCUGGUCCCGCCGAACCCGCCCCCCCGGCCGACGAUCUACCUGGCCGGCGGGGCCCACCCGGAGUCCGGGCGCCGUGGGGCCGGGGGCUCCUCGCACUCGGCCGCUUCGUCCAGCUCGUCGACCCUGCGCAGCAUGGUCUCCGGCGGGCGGAAGCUCUUCCGGGCCAUGCGCCCGGGUGGCGGCGGCGGCGGCGGCGGCGGCGGCGGCGGCAGCAGCACCGGGCUGGCGACCCCGCCACGCCCGGUGUCCGGCGACUCGUCGGCCUCUUCGCCGGUGAUCACGGCCGUCACGUCGCCGGCCGGUGCCGCGGUGCCGGCCAGCGCCGGCCCCCCGGCCGCGCACCUUCAGAGCCUGUCGCCAUCGGCCAGCGGAACGGACCUCCUCGCGGCGGCCACGCUCAAGCAGCCGAUCGAGCCCUCGGCGCCGGACUUCGUGCUGAUCAACGACCUGGAUGUCCCGCGCAACACGGCCUUCGCCUCGUCCUCGAAUCUGUUGAUGAACCCGCUGGCCACUGCCGGCGGGGCCUCGCCGGGGACGGCCUCCUCGCCGGGAGGCACCGCCGCCGCCGGGGGCAAGAAGCCCCGGAAUGGCGGUGGCGCCCGCCGCUGA
Messenger RNA from Fonticula alba, 10983 nucleotides. RefSeq lists its product as hypothetical. Gene Ontology annotation, cellular component: plasma membrane; cell junction; cell projection. The coding region runs from base 1 to 10983 and encodes 3660 amino acids. The record is from RefSeq and is a predicted model, not a curated record. Gene Ontology annotation, biological process: actin cytoskeleton organization. NCBI's taxonomy places the organism in Eukaryota, Rotosphaerida, Fonticulaceae. The transcript is spliced from 6 exons. Gene Ontology annotation, molecular function: actin filament binding.